Molecule: messenger RNA, 372 nt
Organism: Uncinocarpus reesii 1704
Lineage: Eukaryota; Fungi; Ascomycota; Eurotiomycetes; Onygenales; Onygenaceae
Exons: 2
Coding region: 1-372 (123 amino acids)
Source: RefSeq, a predicted model, not a curated record
AUGUCGAGCAAGGAAGAUCGCAGCAAACUAGGGGGGUUUGACGAUGAAACAUACCGACUCCGGGUCUCACUGCAGAGGAAAACGGGGGACAAAAACAAACGGGGUUCAGAACAAAAGAGUCGUAGCAGCGUCAAUCCGACAUCAAGCUGGGCAUUUGUACGUCCAUGCAGAAUCACCGAUGUCGUGCUCUUGUCGUGGCCGGCACCAGCUGGCAGAGCUGCCGGGUUGCUGCGGGCUCUUCAUUUCCCCUCACGUCCAACAGAAGCGAAGAAUCCGCCACUGCGGCCCUUGGCAGGCGAUCGAGAUGGGCCAUUUCAUUUGAGCCUGCUCGCCAAUCAGAUACCCUGCAAUGCCGUCGACGAAGAGGUCUAG